This is a messenger RNA of Tachysurus fulvidraco (yellow catfish), 3519 nucleotides long. RefSeq names its product tubulin polymerization-promoting protein. Gene Ontology annotation, cellular component: microtubule. The transcript has 6 exons. The record is from RefSeq and is a predicted model, not a curated record. Gene Ontology annotation, molecular function: tubulin binding. Gene Ontology annotation, biological process: microtubule bundle formation; microtubule polymerization; positive regulation of protein polymerization. Bases 143 to 937 code for a protein of 264 amino acids. Lineage: Eukaryota; Metazoa; Chordata; Actinopteri; Siluriformes; Bagridae.
AUCCGCGCAGAAACGCUCAUCGUAGCUAAACUGUGGUUUGUGACAUUCUAGUUAGCUUCCUCCAGGGCUGAAACAGCAGAAAAUAUCUUUGGUUCCCGUAUUUCCAUGGCAGUGCGGCGUCUCUGAGGUUGUGAGCGUUGCGAUGUCGGGUGCUAUGGGAGCCGCACUGAGCUGCACGGGGAACGAGAGACCAAACACCGAACAGAACCAAACUGAGGGGAGGACAGAGAGUGAAAGAAGACACCUAAUGCCAAGCACCAUGGAAGAGUUUAAAGUCCAGAGCGCUAAGCACCCCACACCAAACAGCACACCUCUACGUGUUCCCAGCGAGCACUCCAGAGAGCGAGCCAAGCGUCUCUCCACAGAGUCUAACGGGACCAGCGAAGGAGCUGCCGGCUCCAGGACCCCGGUAGAGCUCACGCCACUUGAAGAGGCUUUUAGACGCUUCGCCAUCCACGGAGACACCCGCGCCACCGGGAAGGACCUGCACGGCAAGAACUGGUCCAAAUUGUGCAAGGACUGCGGCGUCAUAGACAACAAAUUCAUCACCCUCACGGACGUCGACAUCGUCUUCUCAAAAGUCAAGAACAAAUCAGCCCGCACCAUCACCUACAACCAGUUCAAGGAGGCUCUUUCUGAAUUAGCCAUUAAGCGCUUCAAAGAUAAAACCGCCGAGGAAGCAGCGGAGGAGGUCUUCAAGAUGAUCGAAGGGAAGUCGCCAAUUAUAUCUGGAGUUACGAGAGCUGUGGCGUCCCCCACCGUAUCCCGUCUGACCGACACAACCAAGUUCACCGGUUCUCAUAAGGAGCGUUUUGACGAGACAGGCCGCGGGAAAGGCAAAGCGGGCCGCGUCGACAUGGUCGACAAAUCCGGCUACGUCUCUGGCUACAAACAUGCAGGGUCUUACGAGAAGAAGGUCCAGGGCAAACCACAAUAAAAACCCAUGUGAACAAUCCCCCUGUUCCAUCAACAGACAUGGCAGGGAUUUGUUUCCCGUGAUGUUGGAGAACUGGAACAACGUUUACAUCGACAGACAAGAGACGCAGCCGGCUGGUACAUUCCUCGACAAGAACGGAGAUCAUCAUCAUCAUCAUCAUACAUUCACUUUCAGAAGUAAACUUCAGAAAGGCAGGAAAAAACAGAGAACACAAGUAUCCUAAUGAGUCGUGAACGACGACGUAAUGUUCGACAAGAAAAACGUUUGACCAAAUGUCGACAUUAGCACGUACGAGGUCUAAUCAAACCGUUCGUUACAGACGGCACAAAGGAGGCAGCGAACUGCUCUGUAUGGAAGUGUUCAAGUUCUUCCAGGAACAAACCAUAAGGCAGAAAUAAAUGUAGGUCUGUUAAGCCUUUACGCUUAUCCUUAUAGCUUUAUCCCAGAAUUGUUAGAAACUUAUUAAUGGAUUUUAGCUACACAAAAAGAAAACUUACCGAUCUUAUUAAAGCCAAUUACACGUGGUGUGUGGAAACAUACACAUCAGAUCGAUAUUUUAAUGACUAACAAUGAGAAUAAAAGGGAAAACGUGUACGUCUUCACUCACACCAAGAACAGUAAAGAGAAUACUCUUUAAAAUGUACACAGCCUUAUAAUCAGUACUUUUCUAAAAAUCAGGACUUUUUGAUCAGACCUCAUUCUGUAGGUAGGAAUUAUUAUUAUUAUUAUCUUUUUGCUAUAAAACAAAACAGAACUUUUUUUUUUAAAUUUUCUUUCAGGUUGUUAAAUACUGCCCUUUAUACUCAUGUGUUUUAUGGUGCAUCUUUGCUUGCGAUCAGAUUCCACUCGUACAGGUUUGCGUUUUUUUAUUUUUCGCUAUAAGCCUAGCGUGUCCUAUUCAAAAUCCCUGAGCUGACGUCUACUGAUAUUAGAUGUGAACUUGUGCGGAAGUUCUUAAAUAGUCCCCGAAUUCGACGACUCGUACUCUCGGCUCGUCGACGUCGGUUUAGCUACGUUUUAUAUAUUUGUAUAAUGUAAUGGUUAAUGUUUCUUUCCGUUAUAUAUAGGAUCGAAAAUAUUAAUAGUGUUUCUGAUCGUGUUUUUAUGCUAACGCUUGAUGGCAUAAUAUGAUACACUGGCUGAUACGCUGUUUGCUUCUCCGUUGAUACCCAUCGCACUGAGGAAGUCAAGCGUGGAUCAGAUGGUUGGUUAACGAUAACGCUGUGUUAGCACAAUUUACUAUCUAUACUACUACUAUGCACGACGGCCAUCGCUUACCGAUCGGAUCAGACGUGCGCCGAUGUUACGUCUUAACGUCGUUAGAAGUGAUCCGUUAUAUACCGUAAUCAUCCAACUUUAUCCUGGGAUUACAGAUUUGGCCCAAACAAGGUACCAAGUCAUGCAGCUUCCUCAUAAAUGUGAGCUAUCAAUUUGAAAUAACACGACAGAUCAUCUUAUGAUUAUCGUCUCAUCCCGAAGCCUAACCGAGAGCCAGGAAGAAAUUUAAGUAACAUCUUGAGUAAUAUACAUAUAUUAAAAAAAAAUAAAAAGUCUGGUUACUACUCGUAAUAAUAAUAAUAAUUACAACAUUAUCCAAAUGAGAUUAAACCAGAUUAAAAGAAUCUUGUGGUUUCAGAGCGAGAGACAUGUCCCAUCACGGCACCUUUUAAUCCAUGCUAUUUUUCCAGUCUAAUAAACAAUGUUUACAGUGUUUGCAUUUUAGCCAAAUAACACAAACGAACCUAAAGGUCUAUAAAAAGGUGAUACGAUUCUCUUUUAAUGUUGUAUUACAUACAGGGACUUUAUACAGAAACCAGAAAUUGUUAUAGCAAAAAAAGAAUAUAUAUUAAAAAAAACAAAACUAUAAAUAAACUAGCGGUAUAUACUUUCCGAUGCAAAUUAUGAAACCUUCAUGCUGCCGAUGCAGGCGUCUGUGGUAUUUAAUGUCGUCUGCUUUGAAAACGUCGGGCUAGGAUUCAGGGCCAAAAAACGUGCAGCAUGUUUCCUGGAAGGAAGAAGACAGCAAGUAUAGACAGACAUAUUCUUCUAAAGAACAUCUAUUUUUCCAUUCUCUAGUGUCACACUGUUCCAGUUCAUUCCUGCUUGGAAAGUGACUCAUAUUUCUAUCAAAAGAGCAAGUUUGAAAUAUCGUUGUUGUGUUUUAACAAAGGGUUGCUGUUUUGUGUGCUUCGAACUCCGAAUUCUGUAAAACCCUCGGUUUUUCGAGGAACGAAACGUCGUCUUGUAUUUCGUAUUAUUUUUCUGUGUGUUACGGUGACCUGCUGCAUGUUGUGUGAUAACGAUAGAUAAGAAAAGAUAACGUUCGACAGACCUUUAACUUGUCCGUGUGUUGUAGUAUUGUUCUGAAUAAAAAAAAAAGAAAUAAAAAAAAGAAAGAAAGAAAGACAAGGCCUUGUGUUUUGGCUCCGAUAUUUUUUUCCCCUUCUCAUUACAUUUGCACACCUCAGCAAAUUUUAUAGCAAUGCUUCAAUGAGCUGUUAGUUAAAAAAAAAAAAAAACAACAACAAAAAACUGAUUCCUGACCUGAAAAUAUUUUAAAUAAAUAAAUAAAUAAAUAAAUA